UCUAAUAUAAAGGAGCGUGCGAGUGUAAGAAGAGUAGUGUCGCGUACAUAGGUUGAAGCGCAUUGUCCCGAGAUGAACGUCAUCCUGAUUCCAUUCUUCCUAGCGGCCGACGUAGUCGUCAACAACACGUCGGAAUGGACGUACGGACCGGAAUACUUGUACGACGUAGACAUGUCUUUUGUUCUAACACCGGAUCGCCACGGACCUGUUCAAAAUGUUCGAAGAAUUAAUACACUAAGCUGUCGCCCGAAAACGCCGGACCAUCUGUUCUGCCAUUUCAACAACGGAACGGAAAUGGCAUCUGUCAAAAAUCAGCACAUGAGUAAAGAAUCAGAAAUGGAAGAAAAGUUCGAGAUCAAGUUUAACGAGCGCGGUGUGGAAGGCGUGAUCGUCGAGCCGAACACUCACGAGGAAAUGGUGAACGUUAUCCGGAAGAUUGCCACGCAGUUUAACGUGGCUGUUGAUCGGAGCAAAAUUGACAUGUCGCACUUUACGGUGAGAGAGGACUCGUCGAUGGGCAACUGCUCGACCAUGUACAGUGUCACACGCGGAAAAGCCGAGACGGAAAGGGGAGGAGAUUUUCGGCUCGCGAUUUUGCCGUUGACCGACGCGAAGAAACGUGGGACGACUCUUUCGAUCGAGAAAUCUCGGACGGAAUGUAUUAAUCCACCGCAACACGUCGGUUUCACAAAGGCAAAGUUAGAGAUGGUGAAAUUUCUCAGCAAAAUACAGAUCGAGCCAAAUAAAUUCGAAACCUCUAGUGAAUUUGAUGGAAAAGUACAAUACGUCACAUCCGAAAAUGCUGGAGAAGUGUCAAUGAACGAACGACUACACAUUAAUUUAAACAGCAUUAAACCUGCGCAAAACAAACUUCCGACGCUUUCUCACGGCGAACUGACCGAUUUGAAUACCAACCAUAAGACACCAAGCAAUACAGCAAAUUAAAACGACAAUAUAUCUAUAUUAUACAGUAAACGUUACAUUAUGUUGUACGCAGGCUAUAAUUUGCUGCCAUAAAUGUCUCAUCAAAUUAAAAUUACACAAACAUAGAGUUAAAUAAAGUAUCUCUCGAAAUA
Messenger RNA from Vollenhovia emeryi, 1076 nucleotides. RefSeq lists its product as uncharacterized. Gene Ontology annotation, molecular function: lipid carrier activity. Lineage: Eukaryota; Metazoa; Arthropoda; Insecta; Hymenoptera; Formicidae. Gene Ontology annotation, biological process: lipid transport. Bases 73 to 945 code for a protein of 290 amino acids. The record is from RefSeq and is a predicted model, not a curated record. The transcript is spliced from 3 exons.